AGUAAGCAGGUCUGGCGGAGAGGUAGGGGACGGCGAGCAAGGCACAGCCGAAGAAGGCAGGAAGGGAGCACGGGCAUCGGCUCAUAAGUAGAAGGCAAGCAGGAGCAAGUGUGGUUCUGGUGCAAGCGCUUGCUUUCUGUGUAUCCGAGACAACAGUUCGUUAUUUGUGAUUGUUCUCAUCUCGUCUCGUCUCGUCUCGACUCGACCGCUGCGAGCGUGUUGUGCGCGCCGACUGACUCAGGGGAUCCGAAGGACUUUUGAGAUUUCUCUCUUGCAAGGUGCUCGGGCGUAAUUUCUCGCUGUCUUCUUUCCGCCGGUGCUGCUCCCGUCCUCAUUCCAGAACUUGCUCGUAGUUUGAAGGAAAUAAGUUCGAGGCUGGACGCCGCUGCGGGUCUCUUCAUGUAAGAGAUUGAAAUUGGGUAUGCAAGUCUAACUGAUCGUCAAUAUGAAGGCGUCACUGAAGGUGAGAGAAGAGCAGAAGCCCUUGCUCCGCGCGAAGGUGCCGCUCAAUUUGUUGGGCUUGCCUCUUUUCACCGGCGUCACGUCCGGUGAUCCUCAGGAGUUGGCCCUUCACUUGGGAACAUACAGCGAUGCGGGUCCUGCAGUGAGAUUUUCGUACAAACCUAACAAUGUUGAAUCUCCUUUCGCCGUCCUUUUGAAGACGGGUUUUGGUGUGUGGGGUUCCCCACAUGGAGCAGCAUUGGCUAUGUCUGCAGAAAUCAACCUGUCGUCUACUGGCACCCCUUCCUUCUCAUUCAGAGUGAAGCCCAAGUUCGGUGAUUUUGGCUUCCGGAAAGAGAUCAGAAGCAUCAGUGUUGCAUUCACAGCAGCGGACGGGAAAGACGGAGGGGCAUCGUCCAUAGCUUUUGAAGAGAAGAUGAGGCCCAUAGACUUGGGAGGUGACGAGAAGAGGCAGGAGGACAGCAUACGGGCCCUCUCAUACGACGGUUUCUCUUCACCCAAUGCGUCUCCUACAGAUCUUAGUCCGCCUGGGAAGCUUGUCAAUGGGCUCACCGCAGGAGGACUCUUUUCCGUGAAAGAUAAGAUUCAGAGUUUUAGCAACGGAACUCUGGACAAAAGUGAGAAUACAAAAUCAGAGGGAAAGCCCCUUGACCAUUACAAAGAUGGAUCCUCCGACAACGGGUCCAUCGAAGAUGGCUUCACUCCUGUAUAUGACGUGCGGCACCCUCAUUCGCGUAACGUGGUGGACGUAGAGAAACCAGAAGAAGUAUCUAAGAGCAGCCGAGUGGAUUCCUGGAUGGGUGCCAGCACCAAUGGGUGGAGCAUGAGCGCCCAUUCCGCUCUACCUAUCGGAGAUAGGGCUGUGGCUAAGGUGAGGUGGAGUAUGAGGUUUGGAUCAAGUGCAUGCAGCAGUUUUAGAGACGGAUUCAGCAUCACUGACAUUCGAUUGCCGUCGCUCAACGUUGAUAAAUUUAGCAUUGAGGCUGUCGAACCCUUCAGGCGCCAUCAAGGGAAGCCAAGUUUCGAAACGGCAGACAUUCCUCUUCCAGGGUUCAGUUAUGCCGGCGAUGAUAGCCAGCAAAUGGGUCGUAUCGCCGCUAUGUGUGUUUCGAUGAGAUAUCAGCUCCAGCUGCUGCAUUCUGAGAACAAAAUGUUGAAGAAGACGAUGGAUGACCUGAGAUCCGAGAUUGCGACCAAGAAAUUACCUGCGAAAGCGUCAGAGCUUCUGAUGCAGGAGGAGAACGCCCUGCGAUCGCAGCUCUUUGACGAGCUGAAUGGUAAAUCGGAGACCAAUACAAGUGCCAAAGUUAAUGGCAAGUCUACUCGUGGGAAGCUUAGAGAUGGAAGUCAUGCUAAAGAAUCAAUGUCGAAGACCGAAUCACAUGAUGUGUUGAGAUCGGGCGGGAACAAGACAUCAGGUUCGGCGGUCACAGAUUUCACAAGCUCCGUAGAUCCUGUGUCCGAAGAGCUCAAGAAGGCAAUUAUGAAUGCCACUGGUGGCUAAAGUGGGUUCAAAGAGGCUAACAUCCAACUGACAUUUUUCCACAUCUAGCGUAUCUUCGGGUCCACUAGAUGCUGAAGCAGUUCCUCUGCGUGUACGUGCACUUGCCCCCAUUGUAUUAUGUAGAUAUUAGAAGUGCAACAUGUACAUGAUUUUAGCUUAACUUCACUAUGGUUGGGAUAUCCCCGCACCGGCCUUGUUCCUAGAAUGCGUAAAUACCAUUAACAUAACGAAUUGGAGCCUUAACUUCAUAUUGAUGUCUGUCAACGUUGUCAUGUUUGUCACAUUCCUAGCUCGCCUUUGAGUGCAAUAGCAGCUAGCCUCGUCUGUUUCGUAUAUCUUAGUAGAAACCUUGAGGAGCAGGAGAUUACUUGAGUCCGCUCGCUUUGUAGCAGUACCUUUGACGAGGAUGAAAAGAAACAACACAUUCUACAGCCUUCUUUGUAGUCGUGAUUUCUGGGAAUGCAAACAAUUGGGUACCCUAAACUGUCUCCAGAAUUUUGUAGCUGUGGACUUUCUUGCUACACUUCUACAGCGCCAAUUAAUUGUUUUAUCAUCCCGGUGAGGAUUAAAUAUUUCCCGUCUCAGCCCCGAUUUG
Molecule: messenger RNA, 2561 nt
Organism: Marchantia polymorpha subsp. ruderalis
Lineage: Eukaryota; Viridiplantae; Streptophyta; Marchantiopsida; Marchantiales; Marchantiaceae
Source: the annotation of a GenBank genome assembly